GAGGAACCUCAGUGAUAACACGGAUCUCCACGAGUGGCUUCCCCAAACAACACAGACAGUCAGGGCGCGAGCGGCGGGGAGGGAGGUUGUAUGGCACCUCAGUCGUGCGUAAUGAAUCCUGCGCAAGGAUCACCGCGGUCGGCCUCUCCCGGGGAGACCUCACCGGAGGACGCGGCGGCUGGCGGCGCCGAAAGCGAAGAGCUGGACCUGUCACUCGUUAGACGACGCAAAGCCAGAAGUUCAGACCUGCCUUUCAGCGUGGAGUCCAUCAUAUCGGACAGGACGCCGUGCAGGAGCCGCCUCUCCCCCGAGCCCGGCUCGGGAUGCGCCCCGGCUGAGGUGACCGACUGCGCGUCCCCGGGAGGACUGUAUGGGUCCAAACCCGAGGCGGUGGAUCUCAGCGACAAGGACGCGAGCACCUGGUUCCAGACUCCGUAUGCAUCCCCUACGAGACUCCCCAGCCCGCCUCCGUGCAACCUGCGGAAACACAAGAACAACAGAAAACCCAGGACUCCCUUCACGACCUCCCAGCUGCUGUCUCUGGAGAGGAAGUUCCGCCAGAAACAGUACCUCUCCAUCGCGGAGAGAGCGGAGUUCUCCAGCUCGCUCAGCCUCACAGAGACCCAGGUCAAGAUCUGGUUCCAGAACCGCAGGGCCAAGGCCAAGAGACUACAGGAGGCCGAGCUGGAGAAGCUCAAGCUGGCCGCCAAGCCGCUGCUCCCGGCCUUCGCCUUCCCGUUCCCCCUGAGCGCACCCAUGGGCGCCCCGAGCCUGUACGGCCCGCGGCCGGCCGUGCCCGUCCCGGGACUAUUCAGCGGACCUUACGGGAUGUACUACCUGUCCUAACUCUCACUCACUUUAAGAGGCUUCGUUGGGGAGAGCUGGUUUUUUUUUAAGCCUUCAUGCAGCAAAUAACCAACCUCGUCCAUCUCUUCAUUACGUCUCAAAUUAAAGAUUUUUAUUCUAGUUUAAAAUGGUACAAUAUUAAUGUUUUAAGCAGUUAUUUCCAACUGAACAAUUGAAAGAAAAGUAUAUACAUUCCAAUCUUUUUUCAUUCUCCUAUAAAGUAAGCAAUAAUGUGAAUCUCACGAUUUGAUAAUUUAUUUCUAAGUAAAAAAAAGUUAUUUUUACAGUAUUUUCGGGAAAAACCUCAUAACCUGGGCUCAGUUUCGAUAGAGUUUAUAUCUUUGCGUGUAUCCUGCGCUUUUCUGUACCAGCAGAGGCAAUUUGAUAAACAUUUCAGUUCAUGUGAUUUUAUUGUCCCGACAGAAGACGACUGUGACUUUUUUAAAAGUCUUGAUAGCUUUUCGCCGAGAGCAAUAACUAAAAGACGAACCAUUGAAGAGAGUGUGUUUUUGUUUUGUUUUUGUAGCCCAGUUGCCUUUGGAAAAUACACCUUUCAACACCCUCUACAUUUACGGCUUUAGUAUUUUUUUAUACACAUUUGUAGCCAUGAAGUCCACUAAACAGGGUGAUUUCCAAGAAGUAUUUUCUCCAAAGCUCAAUUUAGCUUCUUCCUCUGUGCCACAGUGCUCCAUUGUUAUCCAAAAACUAUUCACUCAUCACAUGGCACAGUUGUUCUCAGCCAUAUCGUGACUAAAAACAGAAGCACAACAGUUUAUAUAGAGGCAGCUUCAAAAAUGACACACUGAGCACCCAACUUCCAGAAGAGACAUCAAAGUUUCAAAUUAAUUUUAAUUUUUAAGGAUAUUUCUAGAUUAUAAAAAAAUAUCUAAGUAUAUAAUUUAGUAUUCUUUCAGCAAAAAUCCAAAUAAAAAAAAAUAGACUGAUAUAAUUUACAAUUAAGAACAAUUACAUAGGAUGUGUGGAAUUAAUUUUUCAGCAUUGUCAUUUGAUGAAAAGCACAAAAACAUAACGGAUGAAAACAAAUAUGCUGAAUCUACAUUUAAACAAUAUACUCAUAUUUACAGCAGUCCACAUUUUUAUCAAAGUGCUCAUUGGUGCCUUUUAGUCAUCAAGAAGUUUGUCAGUGAGAAUUUAUUUGUUCCUCUUCAAUGCUGUAAAGUCAACCAUGAAGCAUAACGUACAAAACAAAUAUAUUUUCUUAUGAAUCUACUCAUGUAAACAUAGAUUCCACUUUGCUUUACUGUUCUCGUUACCUCCGAAGGAUGUUUUUUGCACAGAUGUCAGUAGCUCUCCAAACCAUCCAGCUUAUUUCUUAAAUGUAAAUAAAAGUCCUCGACUAUUUUUUUCAAACACUCGAAGUGCUAAACAUGGCUGAUGAGCUCACGUCAGUCGCUGGUGUACAGUGUAUUUUAUAUUCGAGGAGUGAAGAUGUGUUUUGUACAAUUAUUAAAGUCUAUUA
Messenger RNA from Salarias fasciatus (jewelled blenny), 2326 nucleotides. It is a transcript of the gene msx3, whose product is annotated as muscle segment homeobox 3. Gene Ontology annotation, cellular component: nucleus. Gene Ontology annotation, biological process: embryonic morphogenesis; regulation of transcription by RNA polymerase II. The transcript has 2 exons. Bases 91 to 846 code for a protein of 251 amino acids. The record is from RefSeq and is a predicted model, not a curated record. Lineage: Eukaryota; Metazoa; Chordata; Actinopteri; Blenniiformes; Blenniidae. Gene Ontology annotation, molecular function: DNA-binding transcription factor activity, RNA polymerase II-specific; RNA polymerase II transcription regulatory region sequence-specific DNA binding.